Molecule: messenger RNA, 579 nt
Organism: Vigna radiata var. radiata (mung bean)
Lineage: Eukaryota; Viridiplantae; Streptophyta; Magnoliopsida; Fabales; Fabaceae
Product: serine carboxypeptidase-like 10
Exons: 4
Coding region: 105-548 (147 amino acids)
Biological process (GO): proteolysis; secondary metabolic process
Molecular function (GO): acyltransferase activity, transferring groups other than amino-acyl groups; serine-type carboxypeptidase activity
Source: RefSeq, a predicted model, not a curated record
UCAUAAAUUAUACGUUGUUUGUUUAAAAGUGUAUGCUGAUUAUUCGAAAAUAGUAUGCUACUUAUUCAAAAAUAACUUGUUUAAAUGACAUCGAUUCUGACCUCAUGUAUGGACAGUCACUGAAGAGAAAUUGUAAAGAAGAAUAUAUAAAUGUAGAUUUUAGAAACGAAUUGUGUUUAAGAGAUCUCAACUACUAUGAUGAGUGCCUCUCAGGAAUCGAUCCAUAUAACAUCUUGUAUCGCUAUUGCAAAGAUGAUUCUACUAAGAAACAUGAAGGUCCAUGGAUUAGAUCUCUGACUCAAAAGUUUGACUCCUCUCUUAAUUCUCCUCUCACAGAGUGGGACACAAGAUGCCAAACAUAUCAUUUUUUCCUUGCCACUCAAUGGGCCAAUGAUCAGAGUGUUCGGAAAUCGCUGCACAUUCGAGAGGGAACAAAGGGUAAAUGGGAACGUUGUUGGAAAAGUGAUUUUGAGGAAGAGAUCUCUAGUAGCUUCGUCUUUCAUGUAAAUCUCAGUGCGAAAGGAUAUCGUUCUUUAAUAUAUAGGUGAAGAGUUAUAUAUGUUUUGUUUUGAAAAGUUA